UCAGUGCAAUAAUUCCUCUUAAGUCUGAUUCUUCUUCUUGCCAACAGGUACAGUUCUUAUAAGAAGUAACAAUGGUCAACUAAUGUUAGUAUCUCAACAAGCAAUAGCUCGAGCACAGAGCCAGACACAAAAUAAUGCAGGUACAAGGCCAUCAAUACCUACCAGCACACCUUCAGUCAGGAUUUGUACUAUACAGAACACUGGCACCAAUUUACUAAAAAAAGUAGUAGCGACUCCUGUGAAAACAGUAUCUCAAACAACAAAUUCAGUUGCAUCUACUGAUCGAAGACCUGCUGUAGUACAGACAGCAGCUGCAACUAACAGUGUUAUGACAGUUACUACUGUAAAACCUCCAGGGACUGGAACACCUGUAAAGCUUCCUGUUUCAGGACCACCUGCACCAUCUGUCUCCCAACAAGCAACCUCUGUCAAAGGAGAGGGCACAACAGUAGCACAGCCCAACACUUCCACAGAAACGCUAGAGAACGUGAAGAAAUGCAAGAAUUUUCUUGCAACGUUAAUAAAGCUGGCAUCUAGUGGGCCUCAAGCCCCAGAAAUGGGACAGAAUGUGAAGAAUCUGGUACAGCAUCUGUUGGAAGCAAAAAUUGAACCAGAAGAAUUUACAAAAAAGCUCUAUGUAGAACUCAAGUCUUCUCCGCAACCAUAUCUGGUUCCUUUCCUUAAGAAAAGUAUGCUUGCCUUACGGCAGCUAAUGCCCAAUGCUCAAAGUUUUAUCCAGCAGUGUGUGCAGCAGCAGGCUCCAAUCCAAGCAGUUGUUUCUACCUGUAUCUCGACAGCCCCAACUUCCUCCACAGUAGUGACCACCUCAGCUCUGGCAACAACCUCUCUUCAGCCCGUAAAACCAGUCCUUGCUUCUGCAGUGGUCACAGGUGCUCAGACUGUCAAGCCAGUUCCUUCCACUAUACGGGUGACAACAGCAGCUGCCCCCCUCCAGACUGUUAAGCCAGUGUCAGCCCCUUUUCAACCUGCAAAUCCAGUCCACAUGUCUGCAGUGGCCACAACCUCUCUCCAGGCUGUGAAACCUAUCUUUGCAUCUCCGGUAGCAACCACAACGACAACCCCUCUUCAGUCUUUGAAAUCUGUCAUUGGGACACCUAUCAGUAUUAAAAUUACACAGCCCAAAUCUACUGUUGCACAAUCCGUCCAUGCUCAACAGGCAGUUAGAGUAAAACAGCUGGUAGUCCAGCAGCCAUCAGGAAGCAUCGUAAAACAAGUGGCCACACUUCCACAAACAGCAACGCUGACUCUCCAGAAACCUGGUGAAAAAAGGAGUCCCUUAAAUGCACUAAUUCAAACUAACCAGGUUCCUGCAGGUUCCUUUCUGAAACAAAUUACACUGCCAGGAAACAAAAUUCUGUCGCUUCAAGCAUCUCCUGUUCAGAAAAAUAAAAUAAAAGAGAAUGGAACAACAUCCUUCAGAGAUGAAGAUGACAUCAAUGAUGUGACUUCUAUGGCUGGAGUCAACUUAAGUGAAGAAAAUGCAUGCAUCUUGGCAACGAACUCUGAAGUAGUUGGUACGCUGAUCCGAUCUUGUACAGAUGAAACAUUUCUCUCCUCGGAGGCUUUGCAAAAGAAGAUCUUAGACAUAGGUAGAAGGCAUGACAUUAUGGAACCUAACUCUGAUGUUGUGAACUUGAUCUCCCAUGCUACACAGGAGAGAUUACGAGGGCUCCUAGAAAAACUGACUGUAAUUGCUCAGCAUCGAAUGACAACCUAUAAGGACAGUAAUAAGUACAUCAUGUCUAGUGACACUAGAGCACAACUGAGAUUUCUUGAGAAGCUGGAUCACAUGGAAAAACAGAGAAAGGAUGAAGAGGAACGAGAAAUGCUUCUACGGGCAGCCAAGAGUCGUUCCAAUAAAGAAGAUCCAGAACAGCUGCGAUUAAAGCAGAAAGCAAAAGAGAUGCAGCAGUUGGAACUGGCCCAGAUGCAACAAAAAGAAGCUAAUCUCACAGCAUUGGCAGCCAUUGGGCCAAGGAAAAAGAGACCACUGGAUUCACCAAACCUUGGAUCUGGCCUUGAGGGCUUGAAUGGCAGUGCAGCUGCUUCUGGAUCAUCUGGUUUUAGUCUUACAAAACAAUUAUUUCGUCCAAGAAUAACACGUGUCUGUCUCAGGGACUUGAUAUUCUGCAUGGAACAAGAGAGGGAGAUGAAGCAUUCUCUAGCCUUGUACCGUGCUCUUCUCAAGUAAUGGUUCAAAGCUUAUAUUUCAUUUCUUGCUGUCUACUGCCAAAGAAAACACUGAAACAUUGUUGCACUGUCCUGAGAUUCCAAUUUCUGGAAAAUAAUCCGUUAUAAGGAUAACUUUUGUUUACAGAUUAAUUUUUAUUAAAUACCUAACUUAGCACCUGGAGGGCUUUUUAACUAAUCAGUCACAUUUGGGGCCAGUCCGCAAAACACUGAAGAUACCUUGCACACAAGAACUCAACCCACUUGCAUGCACUGAACUCUUGCAGACUGAAGACUUAAGAUGUGUACCAAGAUAUCUGUCACUUGCUUCAGUACUUCAAACUCUACAAUGGCUGUUCUAUGUGUAAAGCCUUCCUGUCAGCCAAUCUUAUUUAGGAAAACAAAUUUCAAGGCACUUCAUAGCCCGAUGAAUGUAUCUAAUCAUGAACCAGAAUCAUCAGUCAUGCUAGUAUAUUGCCUACCUGACGUAGCAUCUCUUUACAUUUUCUGGCUUUAAAAUUAGUUGCUGUAACUAUUUCUAAAAUGCAAGGAACAAGGCAGCAAGCAAAGGGAUGUGGAGUAAUAUCCCUUCUAAAUCAAGAGGAGGAUGAGCAAUUAUUUUUCCCACCCCUGAGUGGAAUGAAUUUUGUGUGCACCCAUAUGGGGGCAAUGUGUGACACAUCACCUUCAUAUUGGUGCACAAAACAAAAUUCAUGUGGUGGUGGUGGGGGCCAAAGGGUUUUGAGUGUGAGAGGAGGCUUGGGGCAGAGGGCUGAGGUAGAGAAGUGUGAGGGCUCCAGCUGGGGGUGUGAGAUCUGGUGCAGGGCUGGUGAUGAGGGGCUCAGGGCUGGGAUACCAGAGUGUUAGGGCUCUGGAUAGGGCUGUGGGUUCUGGGAUGGGGCCAGAUUGAGUCCCUUGGGAUAAGGGAGGGUGCUCUGGGACUACUUCCCAUCUCUCUCUACUCGCAGCAACACUUGGACUGGGAGAGAAAAUCACUUUUUCCUGCCAUGGCAGCUGCAGGGCUGAGGAUGCAGGACAGGCACCUGGCCCCAACAGGUUCUAGUUGGAGCUGAGUAUCUAGGGCGAGGGAUGCUCUGGCCA
Messenger RNA from Pelodiscus sinensis (Chinese soft-shelled turtle), 3291 nucleotides. The record is from RefSeq and is a predicted model, not a curated record. Lineage: Eukaryota; Metazoa; Chordata; Testudines; Trionychidae.